Dissoconium aciculare CBS 342.82 is the source of this 2074-nucleotide messenger RNA. RefSeq lists its product as uncharacterized. Bases 126 to 1895 code for a protein of 589 amino acids. Lineage: Eukaryota; Fungi; Ascomycota; Dothideomycetes; Mycosphaerellales; Dissoconiaceae. The record is from RefSeq and is a predicted model, not a curated record. The transcript has 6 exons.
CCUCCUCUGCUGGAACUUGGCGAGAUUGCUCUCUUUUUUCUUCUCCCUCUCUCUCUCUAUUGGGGUCGAUCGAUCAUAAUUCUUCUGGCUCUCCGUCUUCACCUCAUGCUUGAUGACUCCUGACCAUGGCUUCGGAGAUGAUCACGCCGCCGGCGGAAUCGUCCUUGGCCAUUCGUAACGAUUCAGGAACCGCUCGAUGUGAAGGUUUGCAGAAUCUGGUCGGGCAAUGGAAGGAGACCUCGGCGCUACUGAACAAGCGAGAUGUCAUCAUCGGUGAUCUCCUCAAAUUAAUCGAGCCGAAAGCUUCGUCACCGGAUCAACAGCUUCUCCUUGAGCAGGAACAUGAGAAGAGUAUAAGGCAGCUCAGUCAAGAGUCGACGGCUCUGAGGAAACGAUUGACGGAUCUGGAGAGGAGACAUCAGGCGAUACAGGACAUUUUCACGGGAGAGCCAUUUGUGGUGGUACUGUUAGAUGGAGAGCUGACACUGUUCAACGACAGCUACGUCAAACUCGGUGCCGAUGGUGGGCGACAAGCAGCAAACCAUCUCGCUGGAUUGAUCAAGCAGCACCUCGCCAAGGACGAUGGACCAUUGGAACCCUCAUGGAGGAUACACAUGCACAUUUUUGGAUCGGUACCGAAGCUGGCGAAGGACUAUCAGAACAACGGACUUGUGCAAAAUCCUGCGACCUUCAACGCCUUUAUCAAAGCUUUCAAUCGUGAACGCGGGUUCUUCCAGGCGAUGGAUAUCACUGAUCACAAGAAUUCCGCCGAUCAUAAAGUGAAGAGAAACUUUGAGCUUUUCUGGAACAACCGUCUUUGCAAAUAUCUCGUCCUAGGCGGUGGAUCGAAAGAUAAAAGCUACGGCGAGUUCCUCCGCCAAUAUACAACCAACGAUGAGGAUCUCCAGCGCAUCAUUAUGCUGGAUCGAAUCAACUUUCCCAAAAACAUGUCGACCAUAGCGUGGAGAAUGGCCAGCAUCCGAUCUCCUUCGCUCUUCCACAACAACAACAUACUCGCCACGGCGAACAAUGUGCCAACCACGUCAUCCUCAAAUAACUCCAAAAUUACCUCCAGCGCGACGAACGCCUCGGCCACGACUGCAGUCAAAUCGGCACACUUGACAUCACCGAUCGCCAUCAAGGCGUUGAAUAGCCGUCUCACACCACCCGAAUCUCCACUCUCCACCCGAACAGUUCGCACAGCGGCCGGCCGCAACGCCAACCGCAAACUCUCCUUCUCCCAUCUCACCUUCCCCAACGUCAAAAGCAGCCCUUCCCCGCAGAAGAAGGGCGCGAGAGCGAAGACUCUCGUCUCCCGGGCAUCCAAGCACUUCUUCGUCAAAAUGCCCACCCUCAUCAGCGUCAACCCACCCGUUCCACCUCCAAGCAUGGCCCUCCCACCAACCCCAUCCUCGACCUCCCUCGUCCCAUCAACCUCGACCUCAACCGCAGCUCCAGCACCCUUAAUCUACCUAAACGCCAGUGGCCACCGCCUUGACUACCCGGCCUCUUGCGCCGCAAUGCGCUACGAUCCACUCCUUCGCGACGAUUUCCGCAAUCGCGAGAAAUCGCCCUGUUACGAAUACCAUCUCCUGCGGAAUAACGUCACGGGAAACGUCUCGAUGUCAUCCUCGUCGAGCCCUUGUCCGCGCGCUGACAAGUGUCCUCAUACGCAUGGCCCACCGAUGACGUCGAGAUCGGCGCUUGAGACGUUGGCGUACCUCGCGCGGUGCACGCCGUGUGAGAAGCAGGGGAAGUGUCGGGAUGCGAGGUGUGUCAGGGGCCAUGUCUGUCCGAUUGAGGAUGAUCUGUGCUGUCCUGAGGUUUGUGACUUCGGGGUCGAGGGACAUGGGGUUGAUCCGGUGGUUGUAAAGAAGGUUGUUGGAGAUGUGUGAGUUGUGGAAACCUUUGUGUUGGCUUUCUCAAAAAUGCGCAUUGGAGCGCGGAUCGAUGAGGGAUCGGUGGCAAUUGGGCAGGUCGUUAUCGGCGUUACUUGCUGGUUUAUCUCCUGUUGGAUUCCGGUUUCAAGGCUUUGCGGUUGCGUUUCGAAACAUGUGGUCGACCGCGUGAAUCU